AUGAGUCCUUCGGACCAUUGUCCGUCAUCUGAAGACGAAACGGGGGUGCCAGACAUCUUUCCCGCGUCGAUCAGUUCUCGUUGGGCAGCAGAUGCUGCUUUCACCAAGGCUGACGUGGCUGCCGCGAUAGAUUUUGCCGCUUCCAGGAUCAUCUCGUCGAAAUUCAUAGAUUCGUCCAGCCCAACAUACAGAGCUAGAAAAAUUCUAAACAGCUUAGAUAAUACAAGGAAAAAAGAGGAUAAAGAAGAUGAAUAUGAAUAUGAAAGUAGUCCCGCUCCAUCGAUUUCUGGUGAUAUGUCGUUCCUCGAUUUCGAUUCCGAUGACUCGAUGAAGGAUCCCACAUUUAAACCAGAAGUUAAAGAUAAGCAAACGACAUUUUUCGAUCUUCAAAAAACUGAGGAUGAACAGCUAAAUGAAAAGUCCCCUAAAAUUGUUAUCCUGAGUAACAUUGAUGUGUCCAAUUUCAAUCAAAUAUCGGAGACUCAAACUAAAACAACAACGAAAAAAAAGAGAACAAAGUGUAAGUUUUGUCAGACAGAUGUAACAAAUUUUGAGAGGCAUCUUGAGCGGAACCACGAUGAUACUAAAGAGGUACAAGAUAUGAUGUCUUUUCCAAAAAGCCAUCCUGAAAGGAAAAAAAUUCUAAGUUUGUUGAGAAAUGCAGCAAAUUUUACAGAGUAUCUUAAAGGCAAUGUACAGCCUAAGUAUCAUUAUAAGACAGAAUCUAAAGAAUAUUACCCAUGUUCACGCUGCAAAGCAAUGCUGUCUAAAUCGUAUUUGUCACGUCAUAAAAAAAACUGCAUACUGAAACACACGAAUAAUAAUGAAAUUCGUAAGAUGAAUUCACUAGCAGCAUCACAAACAUUAAUAGCUAGUUCUUUUGAUGAUAAUAGUAACUUGCACAAACUGAGAGUAAAAGAGGAAGUCUUUGACCGAAUGAAACCUGAUUAUAUCUCCUUGGUUGCGAAAUCCGACUACCUAAUUUAUAACUUUGGAGAAAACUAUCUCAAAAAACACAGAAGAGAACAACUCGUUACAGUUUGUUCCAAUAAAAUGAGAGAAUUGGCACGGUGGAAAGGUAGUAGACCCAUAGCUAUUCUAUUCCCUCAAACAUUACAAACCUAUAUAGAUUUCUUUGUUAAAAUCCGCCAAGAACAUCACUUAGUACCCGAAAAUAAUCCAUAUUUAUUUGGGUGUCCUGGAACUUCGAAGUGGACAAGAGGGGAUGUUAUUAUACGGAAAUUUGCCCAAGAAGCUGAUCUAGAAUUUCCCAAACAAAUAUCUUCUAACAGAUUACGGAAGCAAAUUGCAACGGUAAUGCAAAUUCUUAACCUUAGUAAGGAAGAGAGUGAACAAUUCGCCCACUUCAUGGGACAUACUGAAAAAACCCACAAUGAAUUUUAUAAGCUGCCACAAGAUGUGUACCAAACCGCAAAAAUUUCCAAACUCCUAAUGUUAAUGGAAAAGGGCGUUGACAAGUAUAAAGGAAAGUCGCUAAAUGAAAUUAAUAUUAAUCCAAUGAGUGAAUUUGCUGAAGAAGAAUCAGAUAAUGAAGAUAACGAUUUCCUAGAUGCAAAUGAAUCUGACUGUACGGCAUUUCAAGCAAUCCCGGAAGAAGAAAGUCGACCAGUAUCGAAGAAGAAAAUAUCAGGGAGGACAUUCUGGACUUCUGAACAGGCUCUUCUAGUGAAAAAACAUUUCAAGUCCCACAUUAGCACAAAAAAGGCCCCCAAAAGAAUGAAUGCAUGCAGUUAAUAGGAAAGUAUCCCGAGAUAUUCCAUGACAAAGACUGGGUUCGCG
Messenger RNA from Acanthoscelides obtectus, 1800 nucleotides. The record is from the annotation of a GenBank genome assembly. Lineage: Eukaryota; Metazoa; Arthropoda; Insecta; Coleoptera; Chrysomelidae.